Molecule: messenger RNA, 1624 nt
Organism: Vigna umbellata (rice bean)
Lineage: Eukaryota; Viridiplantae; Streptophyta; Magnoliopsida; Fabales; Fabaceae
Product: beta-galactosidase
Source: RefSeq, a predicted model, not a curated record
GGGCAAUGUGGUAAAUGCACAUUCGAAGUUGAAACCGUCAGGGUCAUUGUAGUCGCGGUGGUGCGAAAAUAGCGCGCGAGAGCACCUAUUCCUAACGAAAUCCUUCGUAGAACCAACUGCUUGUUCUUCUCGUUCUUGAGGUUCUUUCACUCCACCAUACUCAUUCCUUUGCUCCUCGAUUCGAAACCUAGAACAACGAUGUGGAAGUGGUUGUUCUCGAGAGAAUCCAAGCCGCCGCCGCCGGUGGUGCUGGUCCCUCCGCUCUUCGACUUCCCUCCCAUCGCCGCGCGUAACCGCAUGCUUCACUCCGCCUACGAUGUCGCUUUUGGCAAGAUCGCCCUCGCCUCGCUCUUCCAAGACUAUUUCCACCAGGCCAGGCACUUCACCACGCGACUAAUGCUCAAACCAAUCGAUGAUCCUCACGUCGAUCUCAUAGCCACUGUUACAGGUCCUCUCGAUCGUAAGCCCAACGACAGCAUCAUGGGAGAUGCGUUGUUUCGCUGGCAAAGUGAUGUUAACGAUCCUCAUACGUUUAUGGACCUUUAUGUAUCCACAUCUGACCCGAUUUUGCAGAUGAGAUCGUGUGCUUUCUAUUCCAAAUAUGGAUUUGGGGCUUUCGGAGUGUUCCCUUUACUGUUGAAGAAAAGAGAAAGCUCCCAAGAUUAUGGCCUGAUGGGGUUGAGAUAUGGUUCUGGAAAUCUAUCCUUUGGAGUCACACUUAUGCCUUUUGCCUUGAAAGACGAAUUACCAAAAAGUGCAUGGUUGGUAAGCAAGAUGGGAAGGGUGACUGCUGGGGUGCAGUUUGAACCGCAAAAACGAAAUGCCAAGCUUUCAAAUUUAACGAACUGGAGUUGUGCUUUGGGCUAUGGUGUUGGAUCAGGCAGCCCAUUGUGUCCAUCCUUCAAUUUCAACCUCGAGCUUGUCAAAAGCUCUCAGUUUAUUGCCUCAUUCUAUCAACACAUGGUUGUUCAAAGAAGGGUGAAGAACCCUCUUGAAGAGAAUUCUGUUGUUGGAAUUACAAACUACCUUGACUUUGGGUUUGAGUUACUUACAAGUGUUGAUGAAGCCAUAGCAGCAAACAAUAUCUCAGACGCCAGCUUUCAAAUAGGUGCAUCCUGGCAGGCUAAUAAAAAUUUCUUGCUGAAGGCAAAGGUUGGACCUCGUAGCUCAUCUAUGGCACUUGCAUUCAAGUCAUGGUGGAAACCUUCCUUCACUCUCAGUAUUUCAGCCACUAGAGAUCGUGGUGAUGGUAAAAUGCAAUACGGAUUUGGCAUCCAAAGUGAGAGCCUCAGAGAAGCCAGUUAUCAAAGAGCUGAUCCCAAUUUUGUAAUGCUCACGCCAAGCAAGGAGCACUUAGCAGAGGGCAUUGUCUGGGAAACAGGAAAGCGACCUAUGUUUCAAUCUGACAUAGACGCUGGACAUUUUGACGGCUUACCUAAAGAAUUACGACCUUUUGAUAAAAUUUUGUAAUAUCUUGUUAGCUUUAUAUUUUUUUCUAUUGCGGCUAAGGGCACCAUUCUUAUUUAGGAGUGGCCAGUGGAAUUGCUUUCAUGAGAAUUAGUGUAGAACAGUGCGUCCAAUCAUUGACUAUAAUAUCUACCAAAUGCAUAAUUUUUUUAUGAUA